Candoia aspera is the source of this 3185-nucleotide messenger RNA. RefSeq names its product unc-119 lipid binding chaperone B (gene UNC119B). Gene Ontology annotation, biological process: nervous system development; cilium assembly; lipoprotein transport. Gene Ontology annotation, cellular component: cilium. The transcript is spliced from 5 exons. Bases 34 to 750 code for a protein of 238 amino acids. The record is from RefSeq and is a predicted model, not a curated record. Gene Ontology annotation, molecular function: lipid binding. NCBI's taxonomy places the organism in Eukaryota, Metazoa, Chordata, Lepidosauria, Squamata, Candoiidae.
GGCCAUCUUGGCGGCGGCGGGGCCGGCCCGGCGAUGAGCGGCUCGAAGCCCAGGGUGGCCCCGGCCGGGCCCGGCGGGGCGCUGAGCCGCCUGCGCGGGCAGAGGAGCUCCGGGGCGGCCUCUCCCGCCGCGCCGCCGCCGCGGGCCGCCCUUCCGCCGCCACCGCGGACGGAGGCGGAGCUGCUGGCGCUGGAGGCGGUGCGGCCCGAGCACGUCCUGGGACUCAGCCGCGUCACGGAGCAUUACCUUUGCCGACCCGAAGACAACAUCUACAAUAUUGACUUCACCAAGUUUAAAAUCCGGGACCUAGAGACUGGGACAGUGCUAUUUGAAAUUGCCAAACCUUCAACUUUAGAGCAAGAGGACGAAGAGUGUGACCUUGGGGAGGUGGAUGCCAGCGCCGGACGCUUUGUUCGCUACCAGUUCACUCCUGCCUUCCUGCGCCUCCGGACAGUUGGGGCAACGGUGGAGUUCACAGUGGGAGACAAGCCCGUGUCAAACUUCCGCAUGAUUGAGAGGCAUUACUUCAGAGACCGUCUCCUCAAGAAUUUUGACUUUGAUUUUGGCUUCUGCAUUCCCUGCAGCAGGAACACCUGUGAGCAUAUAUACGAGUUCCCCCAGCUUUCAGAGGAUCUCAUACAUCUGAUGGUCGAGAACCCCUACGAGACUCGCUCAGACAGCUUCUACUUCGUGGACAACAAGCUGAUCAUGCACAACAAGGCUGAUUACGCCUACAAUGGUGGGCAGUAGCCGUUCCAGUGCCGCCUGCAGACAUUGUGCGCCUUCGGGCUGCAGGGGGCAGGCCCCGGCCCUGCUCCCUUUUCCUGCACGGCUCAGGAGGUGGUGUGGAAAGCGGGAGGGGCCUCUUCUGGGACAGUAAAGGAAUUCUCCGGGCCGCUGGCUCCUCUCCCCCUUGGCAUCCUGGUCCCGUGACGAGCCAGGUGCAACCCCCCCAGUCGAGCAGGCUCAGCUGCAGUCCUCCUCCUAACGCCUCCGCGACCCAGAGUGCUGCGCAGGAGGGUUGGCGCAGGUGCCCGUUGCUCGCACUGGUGCCUCCCGGCCCGCUUUCCACCCGGGCCGGCAUUCCUUUUGGUCGUGUCCUCUCUCUCGGGGUCGGAGUGCCUGGGAGGGUUCCAGGGCAGGGGGUGCAGAGCUUUGCAGUGUUUUAUCCUGGGCCUGUUAGAACCGCAGUGACCCCGAAAGGUCUGGCCUGCAUUGUAAGAAUUAGUGGUGCCCUCCGGCCGGGGGGGAUGGAAGCCUGGCCCCCUUGCUUCUUCUGGUGGCUCUCGUUGUUGCGGGGGGGAGAUCUGACUUCUCCGCUUCCCUCCCCAGGUCUCCUUUUGUCUUGCUUCCAAGUCGCGGGAAGGCAGAAACUGCAGGGGGGGGACUUCCUCCGCCAUCUGGCCAGCCUCUCUGCUGUGGCGUUUGGGCUGGAGUCCCUGGGCAGGGAUGCAGCCUCCCGUGGCAGCAAGUCCCCAAGGUGGGGGGCGGGCUCCAGAGGGCAAUGGAAUAGUGGGAAAAGCGCAAUGCUUAAGCCUCUUGGCUGGAGGGGAGGUUUAACGGCCUCAAUGAAAGGGUUUCAGGUGCAGGACGGGGUUCUGUUUAUUAAAGGGGGGGGUCCUGUGGUCUUCUGGAAGUGCUCGGGAUGGAGCUCGGGGGCGAGGCUGCCCUCGGCUUUCUCCAGCAAAGUGCCUUUCUCCAAGGGCUUCCUUCCCGAUCCCUUGCAGUCCAAUGCCAGGUGCCUUUGGAACCGCCCUCUGCCGUGCAGGCUUGCCCAGGCACCACUCCGGCCUGCUGCUCUCCCCAGUUGACCCCAGCAGUCCCGGAAGGGCUGGCCCAGAAGCAGGGGCUGCUCUGCUGUGGCCGGUUCCCCUGCCGCCCCCUCCACCCCCCCACCCCCACCCCCCGGGGAGCAGAAGAUUCUCCUCUGUGCCUUCCUUGGGACUGACUAUCCCAGCAAUAAGGGGAGGGUGUGCGUGAAAGAACAGGAUGCUUUGCUGGGCAAGAGGUAACUGAGUGACCCCCCGAAGUGCAGGAUCCAAAGUGUACCCAGUUGCCCUCUGGCGCCCCUUGCUUCUAGAGGAACUGCCCUCUGAGCCCACCCUCACCCCACGCCCCCGGCUGUCCUUUGCUGCUUUCCUUGAGCUGUUCUCUUCUGCCGAACUCCCAAAGGGCCGUGCUUCUGCCACUAGAUGGGCACGCGUGAGUCAGCGGGGGGGGGGGGGGGGUUGCUGUUUCUGCCCUGCUGACCAAAGGGGGUGUGCAAAGGAUGGGGCUGCUGUUCAAAAGCAGGACGUGGCUUGCAGGCAGCGGCGAAGUCAUUAGAAAUCCGGAACCCCCUUUUGGCCUGAGAACCGCAGGGAGACCGGGGACCUUGAUAGGCUGGUGGUUUCUGGACCGGCCUCCCGAUGGUGAGACGGGCGUGGGAUUGCUUCCGCUUCCUUUUCAGCUGACAAGAGAAACCGAAGACGGGGGUCCCCCUUGAGACCCUUGGAAGCGAGGAUAGGGAGGCAGUGGCCUUGGCCACCUUUGUGGCAACGAGCACUACCCGGUCCCAAGUGUGCCCCACCCCGAGUAUUGCUGAGGGUCAGCAGCUUGGCUACCUGUGGCUCUGGCCGCCCGAGUCAAGAGGCAGUAAAUCCCCGCCCCAGCAUCGCCGGUGGUUUUCUGUUUUGGGAACUGAGCAAAAAGUUCAGGGCCCAGCAAUCGUGUUUCUUCACAUCACCGAUGUUCUGGAAUUUUGUAUGCAAUGAUGUUGAGCAAGUGGUAUUUAGGGUAACGGUGCAACUGAUUUCCCAAGGGAGGGGUCAGGUUCAGCACUGUGGCCAAAAUACCACCUCCCCCCCACCCCCGCCUGUGACCCUGAAUUGGCCAUUGGCACUUUGUGGUAGUUUUUCGAUGAAACCGCUCCCCCUACCCACGGAGUCUGGGUGUGGCAAGCAUGUCCCCUUUUACACAUGUAAAUGUACAGGAAAGGGUUCCUCGUUUUUCUAUUUUCCUGCCAAGGUAUUUUUCCACAGAGAAUGGCAGAAGUGCAGAAAGCCCUUGUGUGAUUUCCCUGAAUGGUGUCGGCACCAUCAUGCUAUGUCUAUUUUAUAUCUCUCCUUGAUCUGCAGUAAACUAGCUUAUUUGUAUAAAAUGUUACUUUGUCUCAAGCAAUAGUAAUUAAAAAAAACUGCAUUCCG